Messenger RNA from Papaver somniferum (opium poppy), 856 nucleotides. RefSeq names its product elicitor-responsive protein 1-like. The transcript is spliced from 6 exons. NCBI's taxonomy places the organism in Eukaryota, Viridiplantae, Streptophyta, Magnoliopsida, Ranunculales, Papaveraceae. The coding region runs from base 164 to 673 and encodes 169 amino acids. The record is from RefSeq and is a predicted model, not a curated record.
ACUCAUGAAAUGUAGGAAGACCAAGGAGGCAUCCGUCUAGGUGAGGCAGCAGAGCUCACAGAGGAGAGAGAUUUAUUGGUCACCGACAGAGAAGCAUGGGAUAAUUGAGAGUUGAAAAUUUGAAUGAAGAUGGACCCAGUUGGAAGAGAGAGGGAGAGGUAGAAUGGUGAAUGGAUUACUGGAGGUGGUGCCGGUGGAUGCUGCAAGAUUCGGAGAUACUGAAUGUUUCCUCGGAGGGAUAGACCCGUAUGUGUUGAUCAAAUAUAAAAGUCAUGAGCGAGAGAGCAGUGUCGCCAGAGGAGAAGGUUCCAAACCAAUGUGGAAUGAGAAGUUCAAUUUCAGGGUGCAAUAUCCAGAUGAUUCUGGGGGAAGUGAUCCGUACAGGCUCUUCUUCAAGGUCAUGGACAAAGACACUUUCUCCGCUGACGAUAUGGUUGGUCAAACAGUGAUCUAUCUGGAGGAUCUGUUGGCACUAGGAGUGGAGAAGGGAAGGGCUGAAAUACACCCUCGCAAGUACAGCGUUGUUGGCCCUAAUCAAUCUUACAAUGGAGGGAUUCAAGUCGGCCUCAUUUUCACCCCCAAUAAGGUGAGUGAAGAUGAAAAUGAGGAAGAAUUUGGAGGAUGGAAAGAAGCCUUUCACCUCCAUCACAGGGAUGAUGAUGAUGAGGAGUAAUUAGAUGCAUUCCUUAAAUUCCUGUAAAAAUUUGGAAUGUUUCAUGACGAACUAUAGUUUUUUGUUGUGUAAUUGAGAGUCUUUUAAUUGAAUAUCGUGAUUAGAUUUUUUAGUUUUUUUUCUAAUGAACUUUGUGAUUGCCUUUAUACUCUCUCUGAAUUUAUUUACUUCCUUCGUCCAAGU